AUGGAUGUGGAUCAGCAGGCAGAUUUGCCUCCCGCCAAAGAGCAAGUCGUCUCCGCCACACCCAAGCGCAUCGGCGCGCUGCAGUUUGGCCUUUGUUCGCCGCAGAAUAUAGUCGCCCAGUCGGUGGUCAACAUCAACGACCGGAACUUAUACGACCUCGAGGCGGACCGCGAGACUGGUAAGGGUCGUCCGCUAACCAAGCAUGGGCCACUGGACGAAAAGCUGGGCACAAGCGGCAAGAACUCGCUUUGCCAGACAUGCGGACUGGGCUUGAAAGAGUGCAAUGGCCACUUCGGUCAUGUCAAGCUCACCUUACCGGCGCUACAUUAUGGAUACAUGAAAAAGAUUGUUGACGUGCUGAGUUGUGUAUGCAAAGGCUGCAGUCGCAUCUUGCUACCGGAGAAGGAACGGCGUGUUGCACUUAGGCAGUUGCGCAGGCCGGGCCUUGAUAGCCUACGCAAGGCGGCACUCUGUAAGAAGAUUAGCGCCGACUGCAAGAAGAUCAAAGUAUGUCCGCGUUGCGCAGGUCUCAACGGACCCGUCAGACGGCAGGCACAUCAUCCGGUCAAAAUCAUGCAUCAUCGCUUUGCGAAGUAUACUUCGAGCAAUGCCAAGAGCAAGCAGAAGCCGCAAGCCAUGGUGGAGUUCGAGGAGAGCUUCACCGAGGCGAAGAAGGCGAGCGCGGACAUUGAGCGGAAUAUGCGGCGUGCGCUGGAUGACCUUACGCCGCUAAGGGUGCUACACAUCUUCAAGAAGAUGCCGGACAUGGAUGUGGAGCUGCUAGGCUUAGACCCGAGCAGAGGCGGUAGACCCGAGUACAUGGUGUGGACGCAUGUGCCAGCGCCGCCGGUGGCUAUCAGACCGUCGGUCGCGCAGGACGCAGCCAGCACGGAAGACGACAUUACCAACAAGCUGGGCGACAUUGUACAGAUCAACAACCUCCUCAAAGCAGCACUGACUCUGGGCCAACCGAUCACCAAGGUGAUGGAGAUGUGGGAGUUCUUGCAGGUUCAGGUGGCUAUGUACAUAGAUGGAAACUGCCCGGGACUUGGUCGAGAUAGCCAGUGGGGUCGAAUGAUGCGUGGCUUCUGCCAGCGUCUGAAGGGCAAACAGGGUCGCUUUCGUGGAAACCUGUCAGGCAAGCGUGUCGACUUCUCCGGACGCACGGUCAUCUCACCCGAUCCGAACCUGGGUAUCGAUGAGGUAGCGGUGCCCGUGCGGGUGGCGAUGCAUAUGACCUAUCCUGAGCGAGUCACUUCCUACAAUAUCGAGAAGCUACGCAAGCGUAUCUUGCGAGGCACGCAGAAACAUCCCGGAGCGAACCAUGUCGUCAAGGCUCGCGACGGCCGGAAGAUCAUGCUUCGGAUCAUGGAGCAGAAUGGCAAGCUUCAGCAAGUCGUGGACCGGCUGGAGAUUGGCGAUGUUGUCGAGAGGCACCUAGAAGACGGUGAUAUUGUGCUCUUCAACCGCCAGCCCUCUCUGCACAAGCUAUCCAUUCUGAGCCACAAGGUCAAAGUGCGGCCAUGGCGGACAUUCAGACUGAACGAGUGUGUCUGCAAUCCCUACAAUGCCGACUUCGACGGUGAUGAGAUGAACCUGCACGUCCCACAAACGGAAGAAGCACGCACCGAAGCCAUCGAAUUAAUGGGCGUCAAGCACAACCUCGCUACACCCAAGAACGGCACGCCCAUCAUUGCAGCCAUCCAAGACUUCAUCACAGGCUCCUACCUUAUCUCACAAAAAGACCGCUUCUUCACCCGCCGCCAGUUCUGCCAGAUCGUAACCUUCAUGUUCGAUGGUAUGCACGUCGACGACCCGCUCACAGGCGAACAGCGUGACGUGCAGAUCCCACCGCCUGCCAUCUUCAAACCGCAAAGCCUCUGGACGGGCAAGCAAGUCUGGAACGUCCUCAUGAAGCCUCACCCCAGCUACCCCGUCAACGUCAACCUUGACGCGAAGGGCAAGCAGUACUCCGCUCCGCUCGGCAACACCGCCCCGGAUCUUCUACCCAACGACUCCUACCUCGUCGUCCGCAACAGCGAAGUCAUGUGCGGCACGAUGGACAAAGCCGUCAUUGGCGACGGCAAAAAGGACAGCAUCUUCUACGUCAUCAUGCGCGAUUUCGGACCCGAGUACGCUGUCGCGGCCAUGAACCGGCUGGCGAAACUCUCUGCCCGCUGGCUCACGGAGCAGGGCUUCUCCAUCGGCAUCUCGGAUGUGUAUCCCAGCGGAAAGCUGAGGGAGGAGAAGGAGAACCUGGUCAAAGCCGCUUACGCCAAAUGCGUGCACCUGAUCAAGUUGUACAAUGAAGGCAAGCUACAGCGCGACCCGGGUUGCGACGAGGAGCAGACGAUGGAGAACCAGAUCUCUGGCAUCUUGUCCGAGGUGCGGCAGCAGUGCGGUAAUGUUUGCUUCAGCGAACUCUCGCGCUUUAACGCGCCAUUGACCAUGGCCAAGUGCGGGUCGAAGGGUAGCAACAUUAACGUCUCCCAGAUGGUUGCCGCGGUCGGCCAGCAGAUCAUCGGAGGUAAGCGAGUGCUUGAUGGAUUCCAGGACCGCACUUUGCCACAUUUCAGCAAGAACUCGCGCGACCCGCCCGCGAAGGGGUUCGUGGUAAACUCGUUCUUCAGUGGGCUGAACCCGACAGAGUUCAUCUUUCAUGCCAUGUCCGGCCGAGAAGGGUUGGUGGAUACGGCUGUUAAGACGGCGGAGACGGGGUAUAUGUCCCGCCGGCUGAUGAAGAGUUUGGAGGACUUGAGCGCGAGGUAUGACCAUACCGUUCGGAACAGCAGUGAAGGUGUCGUGCAGAUGCGGUUUGGAGAUGAUGGGCUGGAUCCCCUGGAUAUGGAGGGGAGUGCCAAGCCCGUCCAUUUCGAGCGGACGUGGAUGCAUGCUGUUACUAGCACGUGGGAUAAUAGUGAGAGAGGUCUGAUGAGCGAGGAGGCGAGCGAUAUUGUUGCGGAGAUGUUGGAUGUGGAGCGGAGGAAGUUGGUGCGAUUUGCGGAUGAUGGGAGGGAAUUGCCGUUUGGCGAUACGAGUGACGAGGGUGUUGAUCAGCUGGAGAGCGUGCGCGGGUUCCUCGAGACGGUGAGGGUGUUUGUUGGCACGAAGGUCAAUGCGGUCAUCAGCAGUCAGGCCAAGUAUACCGGUAGCGUCAACGGUAAUAGCGACUUGCGCCGCCUACCGACGAGCUUCAAGAUCACGGAAACGGCGCUCCGGCUCUUCCUCACACUCUGCCUGCGCAAGUUUGAGAAGUCGAAAGUCGAACCCGGUCACGCGGUGGGAGCCGUCGGCGCGCAGUCUAUCGGCGAGCCGGGCACGCAGAUGACGCUCAAGACUUUCCAUUUCGCCGGCGUGGCGGGCAUGUCCAUCACGCAGGGCGUGCCGCGUAUCAAAGAAAUCAUCAACGCCAGUCGCGUGAUCAGCACGCCGGUCAUCACGUGCGCGCUCGAUAGCAGGUACGAGGAGCUUGCGGGCCGGUUCGCGAAGGCGAUCAUCCAGAAGACGUAUCUGAAGGAUAUCGUGGCUUACGUGGAGGAUGUGUGGUUUGUGGGCGGAUGUUAUCUGAAUAUGCGGAUUGAUUGGCGCACCGUGGAGGGGUUGGGGUUGAGGAUCGGCAUGGCGGAGGUUAAAGAUGCGGUGGAAAGGCAUAAGGGGUUUAAGACGCUGAAUGUGGAGGCCCGAGUGGUGGGGGGGUGUCAUUUGAGGGUCUUUUGCGAUACGCCGAGUGCGUCCCAGACGAAGAAUGCGGCGGUGACGGAUGAGUUGUUCAUGACGAUUCAGCAGCUUAAGCGACGUUUACCGAAUGUGGUUAUUCGAGGCUACCCGGACGCUCACCGCGCGAUUCUGAAGAAGGACGAUAAACCCGACCGCACCGGCCGCGAGCCCAUUUCCGUGUUUGUGGAAGGCUACGGCCUGAAACUCUGCAUGACCACGCCCGGCAUCGACGGCUUGCACACGACCACCAACUCCAUUAUGGAAGUCGCCUCCGUGCUCGGCAUCGAAGCGGCACGUCGCACCAUCAUCUCCGAGAUCUCGAGUGUGAUGGGAGGGAUGGACAUUGAUCCCAGACAUAUGCAGUUGUUGGCGGACGUCAUGACGUACCGGGGCGAAGUACUGGGGAUCACGAGAUUCGGGUUGAGUAAGAUGAGGGAUAGUGUCCUACAGCUAGCCAGUUUUGAGAAGACGCCCGAUCAUCUGUUCGAUGCGGCGGUGGGCGGGAAGAGGGACGAGGUGAAGGGGGUUAGUGAGUGUAUUAUUAUGGGCCAGCCGGUUAGGAUUGGCACGGGAAGUGUGGGAAUUGUGAGGCCGUUGGGGGUGGAGGAGGAGGAGAAGAAGGUCACGCUUCCGGGUUUCAGAGCUGGAAGGGGGAGGUGUGUGGAGGAGAGGAGGGCGGCGAUGGAUGCAAGGAGGGCGGGGCUCGUCGUCGGUUGA
Molecule: messenger RNA, 4434 nt
Organism: Baudoinia panamericana UAMH 10762
Lineage: Eukaryota; Fungi; Ascomycota; Dothideomycetes; Mycosphaerellales; Teratosphaeriaceae
Exons: 2
Coding region: 1-4434 (1477 amino acids)
Biological process (GO): DNA-templated transcription
Molecular function (GO): DNA-directed RNA polymerase activity; DNA binding
Source: RefSeq, a predicted model, not a curated record